Messenger RNA from Symbiodinium sp. CCMP2456, 442 nucleotides. The record is from the annotation of a GenBank genome assembly. Lineage: Eukaryota; Dinophyceae; Suessiales; Symbiodiniaceae.
AUGGCCUUCUUUAAAGUCUCCGCGAACUCGGCGAAGAAGACGCCUGUGCUCAAAGAUUCUGGUGCGCCGGUGGUUGGUCAGCUCGCGAGCCUGGAGGCCUUCGUGAAGGCAGUCGCCUCAAAGUGCAACUUCGCUGCGACGCAGAUGGAGCAAAAGGCUGCCGAGGUCGCCAACGUCAAGCAGGGACCGUUGCUUUCAGUGCGGAAUCGCCUGCUGGAGGUGAAAUCCAAGCUCAACACGGAGAACGCGGGUAUGGACGCGCUGAGAAAGAAGGUCUCAGAUGCCAAGGCCGCUGCUGAGAAGGACAGAGAGGCGGAGGUCCAUGAGCUUCGCGAGGGACAGUGCAAGGCCUUUGCUGAACACUCCGUGCGUCGCGGCAGCGAUGCCGUGGAGUCCGCGGAAGCCCUCGUCGAGAAGGCCUGCCGAGAGGAUCUCAAAGCAG